This is a messenger RNA of Cataglyphis hispanica, 2827 nucleotides long. Its product is annotated as armadillo repeat-containing protein 3. Lineage: Eukaryota; Metazoa; Arthropoda; Insecta; Hymenoptera; Formicidae. Bases 39 to 1784 code for a protein of 581 amino acids. The transcript is spliced from 9 exons. The record is from RefSeq and is a predicted model, not a curated record.
AUUCGACCAACAUUCGACGAGCUUCCGCAUCGUAUUGAAUGGGAUUGGUUUUCCAGGAAUUUCUAAAAAACAAAUUCUGCUAUUGGGUAACGGAUGCAUUCCGAUAUUUUCAACAUUUGAACGCCGAUCGGAUGUUGCAAAGAAAAAACGGUCAGAAGGAGGAAGAUAAGAAAGAGAAAUUGAAAUAUAGUCUAUUUCGUUCACCUCUUUCCGAGGCAAAAGAUGUAGAAGAAACAAUAUUGCUAUUGCAAUCUAAGGAAAAAACCACUCUAUUGGCAGUUAUAGAGGCUUUGUCAAAGUAUGCUAGUAAAUCGAAAGAUAAUGUAAAGAUACUUUUCGAUCUCGGCAUCGUGAAUAAUAUUCUUCCUAUCCUUGAACACGAAGAUUUAUUUGUUCGAAGAUUUGCUGCAAAAUUUCUGAUAGAAAUGAUGACAGUGCCAGAUAUGACAACUUAUUUCAUUGAGUCUAAUUAUUUAUUACAUUUCGUGAACUUAUUAACAAGUGAAGAAGAUAUCUUCAUGCAAGAAUAUUUUUCUAUGAUACUAGCGAGAUUGUGCAGAAAUCCAUAUGAUACUGCUCUUCUGGCAAACCUUUCUUUAAACAUGAAUUUUCUUUUUGAUGGGAUACAGUCAUCAGAUCCAGAUGUGAAGAAGAAUAAUCUAGAGAUUCUAUAUAAUUUAAUGCAAGAUCCUGUAGCUGCACGUACAAUUUUAAAAACUGAGAAGUUUAAUUUCCCUCUGUUGUAUCAACAAUUUGAAUCAUCGUAUCCAGAGAUUCAAUGCCUUGCACUAAAUGUAGUUCUUGGUAUAAUUGAGAGGAAUAAAGAUGAAGAUAUACAAUCUUUAUUCCAUGAAACAAAUGGAGUUGAAAUAUUAUUAAAUUUUCUGAAAAAUGAGUGGGAUAAUUUACAUAUUAAAGCUCUAAGAAUAUUAUGUUUUGCUGCUGAGAAUCCAAUUACUGUAGAUAAAUUUAUUGAAAUUAAAAGUAUUCCACAAAUAUUAAAUUAUAUAGAGCAUGUAGCAACUCCAAAACUUUUUGUGGAAGCAUUGAGAGUCAUUGUACAUAUUGCAAACACUUCAAAUGGAAGAAAAGUUUUAUUUUCGUAUGAGAUUAUUGAAUAUUUAAUAGACGCAUUACAACAAUGGACGCAACCCGAUAUUGCUGAAAUUGUUUGUUAUGGGAUUGGAAAAAUGGCACUUUUUAAUCUUGCUGCAAAGGAAUUUGCAAGCAAAAAAAUUGUUGAAAUUAUUUUAGAAAAGAAUGGACGAUAUUAUUUUAUAAAAGCGAGUGGACCUCAAAGAUUGUAUUCUCUCAUUACUGAUACGCAUUCUAUCUCAGUAAUAAAUUCUGCGGUACAGCUUGUACAGACAAUUUCCACAGAUUUAAUUGUAGCAAAUGCAUUUAUAGAAAACAACUACCUUUCAUACAUGUUAAAUAAUCCUUUAUCUUCGAGAGUGAUACCUUCAUGGGAUACUUGUAUAGAGACACUUUUUAAAUCGAAUUUACCAGUUAAAUUUGCCAUUACGGGACGUCUCUCUCUACAAGAUGUUACUGAGGAUGGAUUUUAUAUUUUACGAAGGAAUAUAUGUCCAUUUCCAGUAUUGCAUGAUAUGUUUCGAUUUAAAUAUUGUCCAUUGGAGCCUAUUUAUGUAGUAAAUGGUGUAAAAUCAGCGGUUUUAUCGAGUACUUUACAAAUAGCUCAUAAAGGUAAUAAAAUGUUACAUAAUGCAGAAUUAAAUCAUGAUUUUAACAGCAAUGGAACAUAUUUUAUUAAUGUGGCAUAGAAAUUCGAUAUUUUAAAAAGAGAUUUGUUUUAAAAGGAUUUUUAUUUGUAGAAAGUACAAAUGUAUUGCUUGAAUCAAAAUUUGAGCAAUUACAAUACGAUCCAUAUUUUACUGAAUAUGUGGAACUCUUUAAAUGUAUGAUUUUAGCAACGGAAUCAAAAAGAGAUGUGUUAGUAGGAUUUUUAAAAUGAUUUGGCAUUAUAUGUAUAUAUAUAUAUAUAUAUACUAAUUACACAAUUACACUUAUAUAUGAUACAGAAAUAUGUCAGAUACAGAUAAGUUGACGAAUAUCCAAUACGUUCCUUUGCGUGCAAAAAUGUUAGCUCAGUUUGUGGCGCGUCAAAUGUCCGGUUUCGAUUCGACAAAUAAGUGCAUCGAUCAUCAGCUUGAAAUUCACUUGAGGAAAAUCAAAGAAUGUUUAGAAGUGAACAUAAUUCCAAUCGGGCAACUCCGCGUAGGUUCUUAUCUCGAACGAGCUUUGCUCUUCAAGGCGAUAGCUGAUAGAAUAUGCCUUCCAGCAGCUCUUGUACGCGGGGAAUACGGUAUAUCGUGGGUCGAAAUAGCAGUACCUCAAGUAAUAUUAUCAUUUGUACUAUAGAUACAUUUUUUAUUAAAUUGCUUAGAAUUUAUUGAAUGUCUUCUAUAGAUAGAAGAUUCGAAUGAAGAAAAAUUAUUUAACACUUAUUUAGAUGAAAACAAUGCAUAUCAUGAAGAAAUAGUUACAUCUGCUUCUCCCAGAUUAUUAGAUAAAUCAAAUGUCUUCACACAUAACGAACAUAAGAUUGAAAAAAUAUCUUCAAAAAAUUAUCGAUCAAUAGUUUAUCCAACUAAACUUAUAAAACCGAAUUUUAUUGUUGAUUUGAUGGAUAUACCGGGAGACUUGAUACCGGUCGGGAGUCUUCGCUCAAAAUUAUAUUGCAGAAAAAGGAUGACCUACAAUAAAAUAUGUUGCCAUUGAAGAUUGAGUUGCAUUAUUAUAAGAAAAAUGUCUUGUACAAAUAGUUUUACUAUUUUAAUAAUACAUUUUUCUCUUUGUUCUUAAA